This is a messenger RNA of Lineus longissimus, 3366 nucleotides long. RefSeq names its product syntaxin-7-like. Lineage: Eukaryota; Metazoa; Nemertea; Pilidiophora; Heteronemertea; Lineidae. Gene Ontology annotation, molecular function: SNARE binding; SNAP receptor activity. The record is from RefSeq and is a predicted model, not a curated record. Gene Ontology annotation, cellular component: membrane; endomembrane system; synaptic vesicle. Bases 161 to 1060 code for a protein of 299 amino acids. Gene Ontology annotation, biological process: vesicle fusion; vesicle-mediated transport; intracellular protein transport. The transcript is spliced from 11 exons.
CAUGGUUGGCGAGGUAGGCGGAGGGUGACAAGCUAUUAUUAUGACAGCAGUUUUUAACCAAUUCUAGUGUCUGUUUUGACAUAACGCAAAAUUAAUUGAGUGCUGGCACUGAUCUCAAGAAAUUCUUACUAAUAAGGGAUAACCAGACAUCAAGCCAGGCAUGUCGCGGGGAAGUUUUGGAGCAUAUACAAAGGAGGGGUCUGGAGGGUAUAACCAGGGAUCAGGAGGAUAUUCCCCAUAUCAAUCUGGUGGACCCCUCACAGAUCGAGAAUCAAACAAUGAAUUUUCAAGACUGCAGCAGAUUGUGAGUUCAAACAUCCAGAAAAUAACACAAAAUGUCGCCAAUGUCCAGCGGUUGGUCAACCAACUUGGUACUGCUCAAGACUCUGAACAACUCCGUGAUGAAUUACAUAAGAUAGAACACUACACAAACCAGAUCGCAAAAGACACAAGUAGUAAUCUGCAAGGAAUGAUGAAGCUCUCACAGGUGUCCUCACAUCAGGAGCAGAGACAACACAAGAUUCAGCGAGAACGAUUAACGGAAGAGUUCACAACGGCACUCAACAACUUCCAAGCAGCGUUGCGCCAUAUGGCAGAAAAGGAGAAAGCUAGUGUGCGAAGAGCCAGAGCACAUUCUAGUUUGGGACAGGAUUCUUUCUUAGAACAAGAAAAACGUGACCACCAAUUGAUAGACAUUGCAAGCUCUGGUGGCCAAAGUCGCACACAGCAAGUACUUCAGAUGGAGGAAGAUGUCGAUCUAGAGCUUCUUCGGGAAAGAGAGGAUGCUAUUAAAAAAUUAGAGGGUGAUAUUGUUGGUGUGAAUGAGAUUUUUAAGGAACUUGGCAUGAUGGUCCACGAGCAGGGUGAAAUGAUAGAUAGUAUAGAAGCCAAUGUUGAAAGUGCUGAGAUAAAUGUCACAUCUGGUGUACAGGAACUGAGUCAAGCACGGGACUACCAGUCGAAAGCUAGAAGAAAGAAAUGCAUCAUCAUUCUGAUAAUCCUAGCUGUGCUUAUUGUGAUUGGUCUUAUUAUCGGUUUGUCUGUCGGACUUAAGCAUUAGACGAUUCUUUAUUCUCAGGUGAAAUCACGGAAGAAACUGUGUAUCAUCAUAACCAUCGCCCUUGUGAUUGUGGCGAUUAUCGGUAUCGUUAUCUGGCUUACCAACAAAUAGAUGGUGUGGACGUUUGUUGUGAGAUGUAUAGAGUGAUGCCGGGUGAUAUGAACAACCCGCUUGAUUGUCCUUGAUAUGAAAACCCUUUAAUCAUGUUCAUUGCCUGGACUAGUUUGUGCUUUGUGGUAAAUAUCCGUGGAAAGUCAUGUACCAAAUUUUAAUUAAACGUGCACAUACGGAAUCCACCAAUUUACUCCCAUCUUCGCAAAUGAUAUGUACAUGUAUUUGAUGUAUAGGUCAUUAAAUUAGAUUGCCUUCUGAGAGAUUACAUGUGUAAUGGACAUCAGCAGUUGUGGCUUGAGAAACAGACUGAUUUGUCUUAGGGGGAGUGACUAAGAUGUGUUGCUUUAACUAUUAACUGUGGCAUUAUAAGGACUGCGGAUAAGUGCAUUCAUCCAAAGAGGCAAACAUGCAAACCAAAUGCAUCAAAACCAUGAGGCAACUUAGUCCAAGAUAAAUACUUAAAUUUGUUUUGUGUUGAUUUUUUUUUUAUUGAAUUUUAAAGUUUGGCAAAGCUUUUACAUGUAUAGAGCUUAAAUUCUCUGUUUAAAUCGUUCGCAUGCCUAGUAGGCUAGUAUUCUCAAUGAUGCCAUUUGGCAUCUUUAUCCUCAAUGCACCUCAAAUGUACAGCAUGAUGCUGCCUCACGAUGUCACAACCAACACCCAUGUUAAAUGUCAAGGUUUCUUUUGCUGUGUCAUUUGCGUUUGACUGUUUCAUUAUCUCAUUUGAUGUCCAUCUGCCAUAAAAGUGUUACGUAGUUGUGUUAGAGAGUUGCAGGCACAGGCAAACACUGUCUGUGGAGUGUGCCAUACCUGUAUCGCCACGAUACACGUAGUUCUCCAUUCUGCCAAACCUGAUGUUAUUCGCUAUGAUAUUCCUGUAUAUAGUCGUAUUCUCUCUUUAUUGUAUAAGAGUCACUAAUAUAGAUGUACAUAAUUUAGAAUGCCAGUCAAUGUCAGAUGCGUGAACACUGAAAUACCAAAGGAUACCCGAACCCUUUACUGUCUUACAAGAAAUGAGUAGAAAUGUCUGUAAAAUACUCGGAAAUGAAAUCAAAAUCUGUGCUUAACUUUUCAGCCUGGCUCGAGCCGACUGUAUGUUCCACUCAAUAGGUUUCAGAUUAAGUAUGUCUCUUAGUAGUUGCUCUUCAUAAAAUACAUCGAUCGAAGUCAAAAUGGGUGAUGUUUGAUAAAAUGGUGCAUCAUGAUGCCUUGAACAAAAAUCUAGUUGUCCACCCACCAAGCUUGAUAAAUAUGUGUUACACUCUGGUUGAAAGAUCAGUUUCCACAACUGCGGCUAAAGCCCCAUACAUGUGGCUUUCUAAGGUGUGAGGUUCAUUUCCAUGUAAGUUAAUUGAAAAGGUUGUGAAAGUGGUAACACAAGGACAGUAAACUGUUAUUGUAGAUUUAAGCCUUUAUGGUGGUUAACCUCUGACACUGACUGUAUGUAGAUAUGAUAAUCUAGUAUGCAUUGGUGUUUGUGAUGCAAUAUGUUUCCAUUUUGUAACCUGGUAUCUUUUUGUUAUUUCGUUUUAUAUGGGUGCUUCGUUAAGCCCUUGCAAUAAUUUUUGUGCUUUUUUAAUCUAUCUGAUAAUGAAAUCAACUGAUUUUGUUUCCACUGAAUCCUCUCUCGUUCUUGAGUUGAACCCCCUUCAUUAGUGCUAUUGAUUUAGAGUUGAAGAACUAGUUGUAAAAAUGGAAUGAUGCCUUUGGUUUAACUGUAUUACAUGAACAGCAUUGUUGCGAUCUAGCUUGUAUAUAGUAUAUGUAUUUAUGUAUAUAUUGUUCUAGAAGCAGUAUAGAGGUUGAUAAAAUCAUGUUGUUUAUUGUAGAAAGCGGUAUUGUAACGGUGAUAUCUCCUCCUGCCAUUUCUGCCAAAUGAAUAUUAAGGGAGUGUGCCACACCAUCCAAAUAUCAUGUCACCUCAUAGAUUUUUGUAAAGUAAUCUGAUCUUGGACAGGAACGCUGGUCCUCCACGCGACCAACGGAGUUCAAGAUCAUUACUUCCCUCUCUCUAGCCUCUUAGUUCAGCCCUAAGCAGUAUAUCAUUUGAACAUUGUAGCUGUCAGUUUACAUCUUUUAUCCUGUUAUGUGUUCAUGUAAAAAUUCUGUUGAAUUUGACUUGGUUAUGUAACAAGAUCAAAGUUUAUUACGUUAUAAAAUGAUAGGAAACAUCAUAAACAAGUGUAAUAAUA